CUGGCGAGAGCCUCCUGCCGCACCUCCCCGGUGUCCUUGGCAAAGGGGGAGCCAGCCCGCCCCGCACGCCCACCGCCGCCGGCCCUCCCGCGGGGGCAGCCGUCGUCGGGCGCCGAGGCUGGGGGGCAGAGGGAGAAGCCGUCGAGAGGCGAGGCUGGGGGGCCGCGGCAGAGGCAGAAGCAGCCGGCGAGGGGUGGCAGUGGCGGGUGCCAGCCGCGGAAGGGCACCCCGCGGGGAGCCCCGAGCGGCAGGGGCGGCCCCGGGAGGGAUGGCGGCGGCGAGCAUCACCACCCUUCCCGCCUUGCCCGAAGACGGCGGCAGCGGCAGCAGCACCUUCCCGCCGGGGCACUUCAAGGACCCCAAGCGCCUCUACUGCAAAAACGGAGGCUUCUUCCUGAGGAUCAACCCCGACGGCAGAGUAGACGGAGUCCGGGAGAAGAGCGACCCGCACAUCAAAUUACUACUUCAGGCAGAAGAGAGAGGUGUAGUAUCAAUCAAAGGUGUAUGUGCAAACCGUUUCCUUGCUAUGAGUGAAGAUGGCAGAUUGUUAGCACUGAAAUAUGUAACUGAUGAAUGCUUCUUCUUUGAACGUUUGGAAUCCAAUAACUACAAUACAUAUCGGUCUCGAAAAUAUAGUGAUUGGUAUGUUGCACUGAAACGAACUGGGCAAUACAAACUCGGACCGAAAACUGGACGAGGACAGAAAGCUAUCCUUUUCCUUCCAAUGUCUGCCAAGUGUUGA
Messenger RNA from Hemicordylus capensis (graceful crag lizard), 742 nucleotides. It is a transcript of the gene FGF2, whose product is annotated as fibroblast growth factor 2. Gene Ontology annotation, molecular function: fibroblast growth factor receptor binding; growth factor activity. Gene Ontology annotation, cellular component: cytoplasm. NCBI's taxonomy places the organism in Eukaryota, Metazoa, Chordata, Lepidosauria, Squamata, Cordylidae. Gene Ontology annotation, biological process: fibroblast growth factor receptor signaling pathway; positive regulation of cell population proliferation; positive regulation of protein phosphorylation. The transcript has 3 exons. Bases 269 to 742 code for a protein of 157 amino acids. The record is from RefSeq and is a predicted model, not a curated record.